CUUGCGGUCACGCUGUCCCUAUUUCGACUUGUCUAAUACGCUGCGGGAUUUUUUUUUGCUCCUAUUACUACGUUUUUUUUUGUUGUCGUAAUUGUAAUUUGAUCGUCGUAUUGCAAAAUCCUUGCACAUUAACGAAAGACGAAAUCAUCAACAAGAACCUAACAAACGGGCAACGUGCAAACUCUGUAUUCAAGUUGGAAAGUGUGUCUUCCAAUUGCUCCCAAAUAAUAUGAAAAACUUUUUGCUUUCCUCUGUGUGUGCGUGUGUGUCGGUGUGUGUGAGUGAGGUGUCGGUGUGCGUGUGUUUGUGUGCGCUGCACAUAGAGCGCAGCGUUCGUUUUUCGUUUGAACUUUAAAAUACAAAAAAACGCAAGCAGCAAGUACAGUUAUAGCUUCAAUAUAACAAAACCACUAAGAAGAAUAAAUUAAACAAAUUUCGAAAAAAACGCAUGCAUUCGCAGCGAGCAAUUUGGAGCUCGAUUCGCGCUUUUUAAAAUCAACCAAAAAAAUAUUUUUUUAAAAAACUACUCUCAAAGUGUGAAUUUCGUGUUCAGUGCAAUCAAAAAACCCAAAAGAGCAGCGCAAGUUGCGCGAAAUACUUGCUACACAUUUUCCCAUCCAUUAUAUACAACGAAAAUCGGUAAAAAUCACACACACGCAUAAUACAUAUGUACACAUUGUUUGUUGUAUAUGUGCGUGCGUGUGUGUGUGAGCUCCGCGUUGCGUUUUUUGCGUUGAGAAUUCUAGCCGCCGAAGACGUGUGUGUGCGAGGCGAAAACAACAACAGCAAGAGAGGAGGUACAACAAAAACAGUUUCAACUAACACAAACAACAACAACCCACACACAGUCACAAUCGUCAUGUUGACACUCUUACGAGCUCGGGUUGCACUUGCAUAGAGAGAGAGAGAGAGAGAGUGACAGUGAGUGAGAGAGAGCUACCAACUCCACAUUGAUAUGGUGUAAUCACGCAUGUAACCGCACGACUAGCACAAGGACUAGGCACAGGACUCGGACUCGAACCCGGACCCGCAUCAGGACUACGAACAGUAGUGUAACUUCAGACCCCCAGAAUCACCCCCUUUGUCGGGGUAAGCGAAACCCAGGAGGACGAAGAUGCCGCGCUUUCGCAACGAGGAUUCGAUGCAAUCGCCGUAUCGCGAUGGCGACAUCGUUUGGGUCAAGAUACACAACUCGGAGAUUUGGUGGCCCGGCGAGGUGACUUCAGCGCAGGACUUUCGCUUCGCUAACUCGGCUCGCCGACCCUUUGCCGUCGUUGAGUUUUUCAAUGAGAAGACUUACGAGCAGGUGAGCUCGUCAAAGCUGAUAUAUCCCUUUCACUGCGCCCACAAGCGAGAGUUCAUCAAAUUAGGCACAAGACGAUCCGUUGCCCAGGACAUGAAGGAGAAGUUCAACGAGGAUGUGCGGCAAGCAGAAGGACGCUGUGCCGGAAAAAGCCCCGCAGCAGCAGUGACAACAACAACAACAACCGCUGCAGCUGCAGCUGCAACCUUGGCUGUGGCAGCAGCCUCCUUAGUGCCCAUUGCAUCGAUAUCGACAUCGACAUCGGCAGCAGCAGCUUCGUCAAUUGCCACAACUGAAGCCGGUGGCGGCGGCGGCGUAGCAUCGACAUCAGCAGCAGGAGCAGGAGCGGCGGCAGCUUCGCGACCAGAGAGCUUAAUCAAGGCGCUGUUGUCGAACAACAACAACAACAGCAACACCAACAACAAUGCGAACGUCAACGUCAACAGGGUCAACGCCAGCAGUCGCAACCGAGGCAGUCAGAGUCGCAGCAGCACCUCGAUGCCAUCCACGAUGAAUGACUCGUCGAUAAGGAUUAUGGAUAUCGGAGCGAAGGCUGCCGAGGGACGUCUGACGGAGCGGCUCUACGAGUGCAACAUGUGCGAGUUUCGCACGAGCAGCAUGAACGUGCUGCUCAUCCAUCGGCGCACGCACCAGGACCCCAACACCAACAGCAGCAGCAACAGCAGCGGCAGCAGCCUCAAUCGCCAUCAUCAGCAGCAGCAGCAGCAACCACAGCAGCAGCAGCAUCAUCCCCAUCAGCAACAGUUGCUGCAGCAGCGGGCGACGCGACGCGCCAACACAUCGUCGACGAGUCGGGAGGCGUGGUCAUCGCUGUGGCGCUGCCAGUCGCGUCAUGUGUCCAUACUGGUGGAUGCACCGCUCACCGAUGCGGAGCAGCGUCAGGUGGCGAACAUUGCCCAGCUGACGCUGGCGAGCAUUGAGCGUGUGGUGAAACCGCUGCGGGAACGCAAACGUCACAAGGAACGGGAUGGCGAUGUGGCUGAGGCUGAGGCAGAGGCAGAGGCUGAGGCUGACAAUGGCAGCGAGGAGGUUGCUGGCGACGAUGAUGAUGGCGAUGCAAAGGGAGACGAAGAAGAGGUUGAACCGAGGGAAGAACCGAGUGCGGAGCGUGAUCUCGAGCUUGUGGAGCAACAGCAGCAGCAAGAGAACGAAGCAACCAACGACAGCAACAACAGCAAUGCAAUGUUGCCGCUGCAACAGCGUCGCAACACCCAACAACAACAACAACAGCAGCAGCAACAACCACAACAACAACAAGAACAAAGUGCACGCAAUCCGCGACGCAAGCGGGGACAUCAGCUGCGAUCGACGAUGCCAGCGCCGCCAAUUCCAAUUUCAAUGACGCCGCCAGCGAAACAGCGGCGUCUGACACGCGCCGCCAGCCGUCUGCUGAGUGUGAGCAACAACAACAGCUCGCUGGACUCAUCCUCGCCUGCCGCUGUUUUGGCGCCGCCGCCAACGCCACAAAGACGCGGCGCCGGACGACGCUCGGCGGCUGCCAACAGACGCUGCACCAUGUUUGCCAGCUCAACGCUCAGCAACAACAGCAGCAGCAACAACACCAACAGCAAUGGCAUUGGUGGCAGCAGAGGCGGCAAACGCAGCAGCGUCAUGCGCAAGACCUUGACCAUGACAACAACAAGCAGCUCUACGUCUCCAAUCUCUGCGUUGCCGCAACGUGGUCGCAAACGCGCCUACUCCCCAACAGCAGCCACAAUAACGUUGGCCGAGGCGGCCACUGCAGAAACUGCAGUCGAAGCGGCGCCAGUCGAGGAGGAGGAGGAGCAGCAGCAGCUGACAGUUGCCGAGAAAGAGAAAGAGUCAAAGUCAAGAACAAAGUUGGAAGUGGAGUCGCAGUCGCAGUCACAGCCAGAAAAAGAACAGCAGCAACCGGAGACGGUGACAACAGCCAAGCUCUCGCUGGCGGAUGCUUCGCGUGAGCUGCAGCGCAGGUUGCUCGCCGAAUGGGGUGAAGAUGAGCUGGAAGAGGAGGAAGAGGAGCAACAGCUGAAGCAACAGCAGCUACAGUCUGUGCAGGCGCAGAGCAAUGGACAACAGGAGACGACAAAGUCCGAGCAAUCCACAAAAGCAACAGCAACAGCAACGACCAAAGCAGCAACAGUUGCUGCUGCUGCUGCUGGCGAUGAUGAUCAUGUGGAGCAGGUGGAAAAGAAGCAGCGACUGCAGGAACAGCAGACCCCGAACAAUAUCACAGCUGCUGCUGCUGUCGCCUCCAACGCGGCUGCGGCUUCGACUUCGACUUUGACUUCGAGUUUGACUUCCACCUCAAAGAAGCGCAUACGCAACAUACCAAAGAAGGAUCGACGCGAUGUGGUGCGUCAGGAGUUUGAUGUGGGCGCCGUAAGUGAACACGAUCGGGAACCCGAAGAACCCAUUCUCAUACAGGACAGCUCCAACGAUGCCAGCUCCAACGAGAGCGUCGUCUUUGUCGACUCCGCCGAGGAGCCAGACUUGGGACUGUCCCAAGUCAAGACUGGAAGUGCAGCCACCACAGCUGCAAGCGUUGCUGCAAAUGCUGCUAGUGGCAAACACAACAAUUCCUCGUCGUGCUUCGACUUUGCCGAGGAGGAGGACGAGGAGCCGCCUCUGCAGCCGGACGCUGCGCCAGCGGACGGACAGAACGGCGGCGGUUUGAGCUACAGGCGACGCACCAAACCGCAACCAACGCAUGUGAUGAUGGCGAAUGGCGAGCGACAGCAGCAGCAGGAGGAGGAGGAGGAGACGACGACCGAGAAUGAUUCGUCGUUCAACAAGUCAACCGAUGAGAUUUUCAAGGGCUUCAACGAGGAGUCCGAGGUGGCCCCAGCUGCGCCAGCUGCCGAGGCGGAACUGGAGACAACCGCACAACUACAGCAGCAGCAGCAGGAUGGAUCCGUUGUGGAUGCGUUGGCGGAAGUACUGGAGACGGAGGCGGUGGAGGCGGAGGAUCAACUGAGUUUGCCCAUCAAGGAGCGACAGAAACGCAUCUUCAAGUCGCGCAACAAAUCACAGCAAGCGGCAACAGCAGCGAUGACGACGCCGCCGACGCUGACGCCCGACGAUGAACAACCCGACGAAGACGAUGAUGAGGCGGAAGCGGAAGCCAAUGGCAAUCAACCGAUGCAGCCAACGAUGGCAGCAGCCAAUGGCGAUGGCAACAGCAGCAAUCAUAGUCAGCAGAACUUGAAUCACAACAAUGUGGCUCACACCAACAACAACAACAACAAUACGAACAAGUUACUCUUGCAAACGGAGCAAACGGAGUUGGAAUCGCAACGUCAUCGUCGUCGUCACAAGACCAAGUCGGGUGGCUCCACAUCGAACUCAUCGAAGUCGCGACGUGCCAAGUCCAAGUCCAAGUCGAAAUCCAAAUCAAAAUCGAAAUCAUCUAAGUCAUUAGUUGUUGAGGAGGUCAACAACUCGAACUCCAACUCCAACUCGAAUUCGAAUUCACAGCUCAGCGGACUCGCCUCGCCAGCUCUGAGCAGCAGCGCCAGCAACAGCACCACGACCACGCAGAGCAGCAGCAGCAGCAGCAGCAGUGGCAGUGGCAGUGGCAGUAGCAGCAUCGCCAGCAGCGGCACCAACAGCAGCUCCAUAGUCUCCAACAUGGCUGUUAUCUCAGCGGAAGAGGCACGCGAACUUCAGCGUUCAGCGCCAGCCUUAACCGAAGAUGGCGAUGGCGAAGGGGAAGCAGAAGUGGAAGUGGAAGCGGACUUGGAAGUGGAAGUGGAAGGUGUUCCUGAUGUGCUGGCCACGCAGUCGAGAAUUAUCAUACUGGAGGACAUCAGGUUGCCCAAUCUGUACUCGUUGCCGGCGAGCAGCUUGUCAACGGACAACAGCAGCAAUCAGAGUCAGCUGUUGAAUAGGGACAGCAACCCGUUGGAAGAAGAGAAAGAUGAACAGAAAGUGACAUUCGCUGACGGAGAAGAACUUCCGGGAACUUCCGGGACCAGCAGCAGCAGCUGGAAUUAUCGUCGGGAGCUGAAGCUGAAGAAGCGCGAACAGGAACUGUUGCGUCAGUAUGAGGAGGAUUUGAAGAGCGGACGCAGUGCGGAAAAGGCACGCAAGGCACGCGAACGCUGGACGCGACCGAAUCGCAGCAGUCGCAACAACAAUCAUCUCGAUGCGGAGGAUAUGGCGCUGCUCGGACAAAUCGUCGAGCUGACGACACCAACAUGCAGGGGCGGCGUCGGCGUCGGCGGUAGGAAGCGUGCAAACAGCUUACUACCCAUAGAGAAUGCCGCAAAUCGACGCGCGCCACGACAUCAGGCAUCGAAUAAAUCGUGUGAAGCGUUUGUCACACUGCGGGACGAGGAUGUGGCCAGAGCCAGGGAGCAGUUGGUGCAGUUGCAGCAGCUAAAGCAACGACGUACUGAGGAGGCCGAGAAGUUGGAGCGGGAAAGGGAGAGGGAAAGAGAAAGAGAAAGGGAGCGGGAGCUGGAGAGGGAGAAAGAGAGGGAGCUGGAGAGGGAGAGGGAGCAAGAGCUGCAAUUGGAAGCAGAGCUCGAGCAGGAAGUGGAGGAAGCUCAGGCGGACAUGGUGCUGGAGUUGGAGCAAGAAUUGGUGCUCGAUCAAAUGCACGAUCAAGUGGAGGAGCACGAACCUGAAGAGGAAGAGCACGAUGACGAGGAGGAGGAGGAGGAAGAGGAGGAGGAACAUGAGCAUGAGCUCGAGCAGCAACCUUUGCAGCCUUUGCAGGACAGUGGGGAGCUGCAGUUGCGAGAGCUGCAACUGGAACAGUUGACGCCAACAACACCGUCACCGCCAUCGCAACAGCAAACCCCGACGCCGACGCUCUUGUCACCCGCCGGUGCGGUUCCCGCUUCGGUGGCGGAGGAACUGCAGCUCGAUCAGCUAGCCGCGGAGGAAGAAGAGGAGGAGGAGGAUGAGCAGCAGCAGCAGCAUCCUCUUCAGCAUCCGCAUCAGCAGCUGGAGCUGGAGCAACAGGAACAGGAGGAAGCCAUGGACGAGGCCAUGUCCGAGCUGGAGCUGAAAGACUCGGGGCAGGAAUCGAAUACGGAUCCGCGAAUUUGUGCCGUAAUGACGCAUCCGAUACCCGGGUAUAGCAACACCUUUAUGCUGUGCUCCCUCACCAACAACAACAACUUUACGCCGCUGAACAACGAAGCGCUCUACCUGGACAGCGAGAAUCAUCUGGUCCCUGUGCCCCUAGAGGCAUUGACCGAAUCACCGCGUCUCCCCGAUGCCCAUCCCUUGUCCGCUGUCUUUAUGAUCGAGGGCGAGGCCGUAGCUCAGGUUGUGCAGCCGGAAUCGGCGCACGGAUCACAGCAGCAAAGCGACGAAGAGGAGGAGGAGGACGACGAAGAGGAGGAGGAGCAGGUAGAACAGAUGGAGCAACAACAGCAGCAGCAGCAGGUGCUAGAAGUGCAGCAUGCGGCAAUUGUGUUGCCACCGGAUCAAGUCGGUGAUCAGGUGGAAAUGCUGGGCACCAUGACACCGCUCAGUCAGGUGGCCGAAGCAGCGCCCGAUUAUGCCAUCUCGAUGGCAACGCAAAGGCAGGAGAACAACACCGCAGCCAACGAUGAUGAUGAUGGGAAUGGGGAUGGGGAUGGGGAUGAGGAGGACGGUGAUGAGGAGGAGAUGACGCCACAGGAGGUGUAUCAGCUGCAAUCGAAUGUGCUGCAGCUGAGCGUGAACGGACACCACCUGGAGCUAACCACCGAGGUGCUGCUGAACAUUGCCGAGCAACAGGACGACAUCGUUAUCGAGAUCGAUGGCGGCGGCCGGGCGAUGCUCCAUGCCAGCGACAUACUGCAGGCGGCCAAGAACUAUCUGCAGGAACGGGAUCUGCAGCUGGUCAACGUCGAGGAUAUGUCGCUCGACGAUGACGAUGUCGUCGAUGCUGUCGAUGCUGUCGGAGGUGGAGGUGGAGGUGCGCCAGCAACGGAUCUGCUUGCUGAGGCCCUCGCUGGCAGCGAUGUGGUCGAUGUCGUUGAUGUGGCCAACGCGGGCGUUGGACUGCUUCACAUUGAUACGCGACAACAGCAGCAGCAGCAGCUGGUCACUGGCGGAGGAGCAAGUAUCGAUGGGGGGGUUGGUGCUCCCCAUCCACAUCCACAGCCACCACCACCACCGAGCAUGGACUUCAUUCAUCAUCAUCAUCAGGCGGUGGUCAAUGCCCAUCUGACGCCACCGAUCACCGCACGCACCAACGAAACGAAUGCGCUGCUCGAUCAGACACCGAUCAUGUCAACCCUGGAGAAUCCCAGCGCUCCAGGCCUCCAAUUGCGUCGCGUCUCGCCGCUGGCCGAGGGCAACAACCUCGACGACAGUCUGGCCGUCAUCGGUGUGACCAACGGCGGCAAUAGCGGUGUGCCCACCUCCCUCGAACUUCCCAUCACGGUGACCAAUCCGGCCAUUGCUCCACGUCCGCCCGGGGUCAACGACCUGGUCAAGUUUGUGCCCUUCCAGUAGACGGAGACGGAGACGGAGACGGGGAAACCAGAAACCAGAACCCUAGGAAUAAUACACCUUUAGCUAUAUUUGCAACUUGUAAUUGCUUCUUUUUUUUUCUUUUUUUU
Messenger RNA from Drosophila sulfurigaster albostrigata, 7869 nucleotides. Its product is annotated as serine-rich adhesin for platelets. Gene Ontology annotation, cellular component: nucleus. Gene Ontology annotation, biological process: regulation of transcription by RNA polymerase II. The transcript has 5 exons. Gene Ontology annotation, molecular function: DNA-binding transcription factor activity, RNA polymerase II-specific; RNA polymerase II transcription regulatory region sequence-specific DNA binding. The record is from RefSeq and is a predicted model, not a curated record. Lineage: Eukaryota; Metazoa; Arthropoda; Insecta; Diptera; Drosophilidae. The coding region runs from base 1115 to 7762 and encodes 2215 amino acids.